Molecule: messenger RNA, 364 nt
Organism: Myotis daubentonii (Daubenton's bat)
Lineage: Eukaryota; Metazoa; Chordata; Mammalia; Chiroptera; Vespertilionidae
Product: putative KRAB domain-containing protein ZNF788
Exons: 4
Coding region: 80-364 (94 amino acids)
Biological process (GO): regulation of DNA-templated transcription
Source: RefSeq, a predicted model, not a curated record
GUUCUGUCCUCAUCCGUGGAGCUGCGAUCUGUAAGGUGGUGGGAGCUGCAGGCGGACUCGGGGGGCCCAGGAACCAGAAAUGGACUCAGUGGCCUUUGAGGAUGUUAAUGUGGAGUUCACCAUGGAUGAGUGGGCUUUUCUGUAUCCGACCUGGAAGAAACUCUACACAGAUGUGAUGCUGGAAACCUUCUGGAACCUGGCAUCAGUAGCGUGUCUUUUCGAAGAACAGUGUGAUGACUAUGAGAGUGAAGAUCAAUAUGAAAAUCAUGGGGUGAAUUUUAGGGAAAUGGAUCAUCAAGCCCCUGGUGCAUGGCUCUAUCCUGAACCACUGAGCCAAAUGGGCCUUGUACACAAAAAAUCUUAA